Gongylonema pulchrum is the source of this 393-nucleotide messenger RNA. The record is from the annotation of a GenBank genome assembly. Lineage: Eukaryota; Metazoa; Nematoda; Chromadorea; Rhabditida; Gongylonematidae.
AUUUUUCUUCCGGUUGACUCUGGAUUGCUGGUAAAUCUUCGGAAAAAUAUCGAUAUGGUUCGUUCGUUUCUGCAAGGCUUACCAUCGCUGUACGAAUGGAACUCUUCGACACAGUGCUGCAUUGGAGCAGCGCUAAAUGCAGCAUACGAACUCAUCGCAGAAAACGGAGGUCGUAUCACGGUGUUCUUGACAGUUCUUCCGAAUACAGGGCCGGGUGCUUUGAAGAACCGUGAGGAUCCGAAUCAGCGUGCCGCUGCUGAAGUGUUGAAUUUGUCGCCAGCCAGCGAUUACUAUAAAAGUUUGGCACUGGAGUGUACGGGCCAUCAGGCUGCCGUUGACUUAUUUUUACUGAGUAGUCGCUAUGCCGAUUUGUCAACGCUCGGUGGGUUUUGA